Molecule: messenger RNA, 1074 nt
Organism: Cornus florida
Lineage: Eukaryota; Viridiplantae; Streptophyta; Magnoliopsida; Cornales; Cornaceae
Exons: 3
Coding region: 39-587 (182 amino acids)
Source: RefSeq, a predicted model, not a curated record
UUUCACCCAUUUCAGCUUCUUUCUGUACAACUGUGACCAUGGUUUUCUGUAAAAACCUAGCAAUCUUAGUUCUUGCACUUGCCUUCUGUGUGCAAGCCACUCUGGGAGAAAUGGCAUGCGAGAAUCUGAACAAGGACUCGUGUGCAUUUGCGGUAUCAUCUUCUAGCAAGCGCUGUGUGCUUGAGAAGCAUGUGCGCAGAAGUGGGGAAGAAACAUACACAUGCCGUACAUCUGAGAUCAUGGCUGAUAAGUUGAAGGACUGGAUUGAAUCGGACCAGUGCAUUGAAGCUUGUGGGCUUGAAAGGAAUGUGCUCGGAAUCUCAUCUGACUCUCUUCUGGAGUCUCACUUUGCCAAAAAGCUUUGCUCGCCUCAGUGCUACGAUAGUUGCCCCAACAUUGUUGAUCUCUACUUCAAUCUUGCUGCUGCUGAAGGUGUAUUUCUUCCCAAAUUUUGUGAAGCACAAGGAGCAAAUGCACGUCGUGAAAUGACUGACAUCAAAAGCUCUGGAUUCGUUGCCCCUGGACCUAAAUCAGGAGGGGUGCUCCCAGCAAAGUUGAUUGUUGCGCCUGCAAUGGCUCCUUAUUGAUUUUCAUAAUAGAUUUUAUACUCAUUAGGGUUUAUUUCACUAUAGCUGCGUGCAUUAAGGCCAUUAGGGUGUGAAUUGUAAUAUAUAUAUAUAUAUAUAUCUCUUGUUUCCACCAAUACAAGAAUCAAUAAGGUGGUGUUUGGUAGUUAGUAAUUGGGAUUUAUGAUCUGUUGCUUGUAAGCUGUUGCAUAUGCAGCAAACAUAGUCACUCUAGUGCAUAUGGUUGCAUUGAGAGUUUGAGAAAUGAAAUAAAAUUAAGGUUCAGUUUGUGUUUAUAGUGAUGCAUGUUUAAUUUGUUGCAAUAUUCGGAAAUGUUUUUUUUUUAUUUUUUUUUGAAAGGUAAAAUGAAUUUAUUGAAAAAAGAAACAGUACAUCACCAAAGGAAGAGGGCUCAAGAAAAGCCCAACUUAACAAAUUACGAAGACAAUCCAAAGAUGACAAGCCCAAAGGCAACAACCCAAUACACAAUUGAGAGCAAUGGACGCCG